CGAUAUAUCGAUUGCAGGCUCUCUGCCUAUAUUACCAGCUCUAGAAGGCUAAAUUUUAAUUAAGCAAAAUAAACGCAAUGUUCGGCGUUUGAGUCCGUUGGAAGUAAAUAGGUUUAACGUGCCAUGCCGGGCAGUGCCUGAAAAGCAGUAGCCAUUUUUUUGGCAAAAAAAAAACAGCAGCAGCUACAAAAAAUUUCCUUGCGUGUUUGGCAAGGAAAACAGCAUACACACACACACACACCAACACACACACAGAACAAAGGACGCCAGAAAAAAAAAAACAAACACAAAGAGCGCAGCUUUUCCUGAAAUUGGGUCGCGCCUUUGGAGAGCUGGCUGGAUUUUGUUAUUGCUGUUUUUUUUUUGACUCGCUGUUGCUGUUGUUGCUUUGGCAGACACCUAAAAUGUUAUGGCAACUCCCCCAUCAAUAAACAACUUAAAACCCUCAAAGGAUACCCAGUUUGAAGGAGUUAUUUAAACCCUUCUAUCCAAUAAAAAAAAAACCAAAACUCCAAUUCCAACUCCAGUAAAGAACGUGAAUUCCAAGUCAAGAUGAGCAUUGUGGGCAAGAAAUUAAAUCCCGUUCAAUCCACAAGUGCUGCAACUGCCGCCUCGUCCACCACCAACGCGUCCGGCUCUACUGGGGAUAGCGGUGAUGCUAACGGAAGUGGGGCCGGAACAUCGGGAAACGCUGGCGCUCCUGGUGGGGGAACUGCAAUGGAUUCAAAGCGCCUAGGGGGUCCGGUGGGUGCGGAAGGCUGUAGCGUUAGUCCAGAGGAUGUGCUGCACCUCACCACGAUCACGGACGACUAUCUAUGCUCCGCCAAUGCAAAUGUGUUCGAGAUUGAUUUCACACGCUUCAAAAUCCGCGAUCUAGAGAGCGGCGCUGUACUGUUCGAGAUCGCCAAGCCACCGAGUGAACAAUUUCCAGACGGCCUAUCCGUCGAGGAGACAAUGCUAGCAGCGGCUGAGGAACUGACGCUGGAGGACACUGCCGAUCCCAAUGCUGGGCGUUAUGUGCGCUAUCAGUUUACGCCAGCAUUCCUAAACCUCAAAACAGUUGGUGCCACUGUGGAGUUCACCGUCGGAAGUCAACCUGUUAACAAUUUCCGAAUGAUCGAGAGGCACUUCUUUCGAGAUCGCCUGCUAAAGACGUUUGACUUUGAGUUUGGCUACUGCAUUCCAUACUCUAAAAACACCUGUGAGCACAUCUACGAGUUUCCAAAUCUACCACCCGACUUAGUGUCUGAAAUGAUAUCGAGCCCCUUUGAGACGCGCUCGGACAGCUUUUACUUUGUGGAAAACAGACUAGUCAUGCAUAAUAAAGCCGACUACGCUUACGAUGGAGGGAUUAUAGUGUAGACUUUGAAGAAACUUUGAAGGCUUGCAAAAGUCUCAAAAAUUGAAGGAAACUCAUGAGGAAAUGCAGGAGUCAAUAACUACAACCUAUGUAAUCUAUUGAUGGACAGCGAACUAGAAAAAAAAAACUGAUAAAACUUAUUUAAACAAAAUUUCGAAGAAUGACUUAUCCCACACUCGAAUGCACAAGGACACUACAACACUCACAACACAUAAUUGAGAACGGUGUCACAGCCAUUUCUUUUAGCCUUAGCACAAGACAUUUAUUAGCCAUUCUUGUUUGGUGUAUUUGGCUAUGAUCUAAUGAAACCGUCAAAAAAGACACACACUAAUCACGUGAAACUGUGUUCAUUAUAAAUGAUUUCAACUUUGACUGUAUAAUUUUAAGCGCAAUGUAACUUUCCCUAAUUUUAACAUAUUUGUAUUUAUAUCGUUAUUUAUUCGUAAGAUAAGAAAUCUACGCCCUACACACUCACCUGAACACAUUCGUAUAUGAAUAUACAUCCAGAACUAUGUAUAUUCACAUACAAGAAAUAAAAACAAAAACAAAUCGUGAA
This is a messenger RNA of Drosophila bipectinata, 1916 nucleotides long. It is a transcript of the gene unc-119, whose product is annotated as unc-119 lipid binding chaperone. Gene Ontology annotation, molecular function: lipid binding. Gene Ontology annotation, biological process: nervous system development; cilium assembly; lipoprotein transport. Lineage: Eukaryota; Metazoa; Arthropoda; Insecta; Diptera; Drosophilidae. The record is from RefSeq and is a predicted model, not a curated record. Gene Ontology annotation, cellular component: cilium.